AUGCAUCAGAAAGUAUUUAUCUCAGUUUGGAAGCAAUCCGGAACUCUUGGACUGGUUAAUGUGCGAGUAGACACGAAAGAGCGUAUAAGAGCCAGUCAAAGAUGGGACGUUAUUGUUUCUAAACGCAAGGUUACCACUCAUCACGUGAAACAAGGUUUUUGGGCCGUUGGGUACAUCAAGGCAGCUGAUGGACGUCGGUAG
This is a messenger RNA of Plasmopara halstedii, 201 nucleotides long. RefSeq lists its product as uncharacterized. The record is from RefSeq and is a predicted model, not a curated record. The transcript has 2 exons. Bases 1 to 201 code for a protein of 66 amino acids. NCBI's taxonomy places the organism in Eukaryota, Oomycota, Peronosporomycetes, Peronosporales, Peronosporaceae.